GUGUUUAUGUCCCAGUCUGCAAUUAUCGCGUGUGCAGUCUUUUUAUAAACCCAAUUUUUGCAUAAGAUAGCGUCAUGAUGACGAAAAAUUAGGUAUGAAUUGGCCGCGGGCAGUGUCAUUGGUCACAGUGAAAUUUGAAUAUAGCUAAAUUACCGAGGUAAUAAUGAGUUUAAUGGAUUUUCUCUUGAGCUGGCCACUUUUAAUAUUAUUACUAGUGAAGAUGAUACGGCGACUAUUUGCGACAUUCAUAGAACAACCCAUCCAGGGUCAAGCUGCGGAUAUUCUACCUUCGCCUGCGCCACUCCCAGGACGACAAUUUUCCAAUGCACGCCUUCAGAGUUUAUCCUGGCUCCAUGCAGCAGCACCAUGCUUUCCUGUACGUGGUGAUAGUAUCACCGUUAUUCAGGACCCGAAGGUUUUCUAUGAGACUGUCGUGGCAAAGUGUGCCUCAGCCAAGAGUCGCAUUAUCCUGGCCAGUCUCUACCUGGGUAUCGGACAACUCGAAACGAGGCUAAUUUCUGUGUUGCGAGAUAAUUUACGGGAGAAUAAGCAGCUUAAAAUAAACUUCCUGCUCGACUUUAAUCGUGGCACACGAGGAAAAAUUAAUUCGAGGACGACAAUAAUGCCACUAAUUGAGGAAAGUGAAAAUGUUAGCUUAUCCCUCUACCAUACACCUGUCCUACGGGGUCUCACAAAGAGAUUUGCUCCACCACGAUGGAAUGAACUUCUGGGGCUGCAACAUAUGAAGGUGUACCUGUUUGAUAACUCCGUCAUCAUAAGCGGAGCAAAUCUCUCCAAUGACUAUUUCACAAAUCGCCAGGAUCGUUACAUCAUGAUUGAGAACAAAACUCUUGCCGACUUUUAUGCAGGACUUGUGGGGAAAGUUCAAGAAUUUAGUCUCCAAGUGUCCAAAGAAUCAUCGUUUGAAUUACAAAAUUCAUGGAAGCACUGGCCCUAUGAGGGUAAUCAAAGUGUCUUUGUCCAGGAGGCACGUCAGAGGAUUUUCUCGUACUUUAGUGAAGUUGUCGAUAAGCAAAAGAAUGCUGUGGACAUGGAAAAAGACGCAGAUACGUGGAUCUUCCCUGUGAUUGAAAUGGGUCAGCUAGGUAUUCAUCACGAUAGCAUAGUGACAAAGGCAAUUUUCCAAAAUUCUCUGCCCAGUACGCGAAUUCGAAUGGCAACUGGUUAUUUCAACCUCACCCAGGAAUAUAUGGAUUCAAUAGCAGAUUGUCAAGCUGAAUGUGCCAUCCUUAUGGCACAUCCAAAUGCAAACGGAUUUAAGGGUGCAAAGGGUCCUGCAGGUGGUAUUCCGGAUGCAUACACCCUCAUUGCACGGCAAUUCUAUGAGAAACUCCGUGCGGCUAAACAGGAACAUCGGGUAAGUUUGUAUGAAUACCAAUUGCCAGGAUGGACGUACCAUGCUAAAGGACUAUGGUACUACCUGCCCAAUUCGAAUCUUCCCGCAAUGACACUCAUUGGAUCCUCAAACUUCGGUGAGAGAUCCGUUAAUCGUGAUCUUGAGACACAAGUUUGCAUUGUGACGGAGAACCCAGACCUCCAGAGGCGCCUUGAGGCCGAAUGUGAGAAUCUUUAUCGACUUGGGAGCGCAGCUGAAUCUGAUAUCACGCAAAGGGAUAUUCCAAGAUGGGUGAGAGCCGUUGUAUCCGUGUUUAAAAAUUUCUUCUAAUUGCCGCGCGCAUCUGUGCUUUCAUGCCGCUAGUCAAUAAAUUCGCAAAAAGAAAAUAAAUUAUUUCACAAUAUCUCAUAUGUUUAUUCAUAAGAGAUGAGAUUUCCUUAUACAAAAAGAUUUGGGGUAGGGGGAGAGUACUUAAAAAUGUAAUCAUUUAUAGAAUAAACUCACAUUGGACACAACUAUGUGAGUGAAAAAUAAAUUAUGGUCACGUCAAAGAGGUCAAUCCAUCAAUUUAA
Molecule: messenger RNA, 1929 nt
Organism: Lutzomyia longipalpis
Lineage: Eukaryota; Metazoa; Arthropoda; Insecta; Diptera; Psychodidae
Gene: PGS1
Product: CDP-diacylglycerol--glycerol-3-phosphate 3-phosphatidyltransferase, mitochondrial
Exons: 4
Coding region: 164-1687 (507 amino acids)
Biological process (GO): cardiolipin biosynthetic process
Cellular component (GO): mitochondrion
Molecular function (GO): CDP-diacylglycerol-glycerol-3-phosphate 3-phosphatidyltransferase activity
Source: RefSeq, a predicted model, not a curated record